UCGACUUCAUUUCCUAUAAAAAAAACUAUCUCCGGUUUUUCUUCUUUUGAAAAGUUGUUUUUUUUUUAUGUCGUCUGUUUUAGAUAAUAAUAAAACUUUAUCACAAAGUUUUCUUGGAAAAUAAAUUGUGUAAAAGAGGGCAGAGGGGAAGUGUUUUUCUCGGAAGAUAAUGAUAAACUUCUCACAAAGUUUUCUUGGAAAAUAAAUUGUAUAAAAGAGGGCAGAGGGUAAGUGUAUUUUCUGGGAAAACCAUUGAUGUCAUACAAAGUUGUUGUUAAACCAAUCGACAGCUUAAAAACGAUUAGAUAAAGAUUAUUCAAGUUUCAGUUUUACUCAGAGUUGUUACGAGAGUAAAAAUACCUGUUGAAAUCAUGGCAGAGAAAGAUGCAGAAAAUCUAGUCUGGCAAGAAGAUGCAAUGAUUGUGUCAAAUGGCCCCAAAGACAUGUCUGAAGAAAUGUUAAUUGAUUUUUUGGAAGAGAACGGGAAAUUAGAAAUUCUACGUGUCUUCCCUGGAAGAAAACCUGGAACUUUUCUUGUGUAUUGCGAAAAUGAUAUUGAUUUUGAGGAUGUUCAGAGGAUGUGCCAAAACAACCCCUUAAAAGGAAAUCAACUGAAAGUGGAUAGAAUUAAGGAAAUAAACAGUGUUCAAGUGAAAAACGUUUCUUCAAAUGUCAGCUCUGACAGUCUUCGAAGAUAUUUUGGAAACAGUAAAAGAAGUUCUGGUGGAGAUAUUUCUUCAGUUCUACAACAAACCUCUGAUACUUAUAUUAUAAGUUUUAAAGAGGCGUGUGUUGUGCUGAACGUUUGUAGAAUGCCACAUCAAUUGGAACAUGUGAAGUUAGAUGUUCAACCAUUCUGGAAACCACCUGAAGAAAAUAUCAUUUCAAAACAGCAAGUCCAUGACUAUUCACUACCUACCAAGUUCCAUCUGAAUUUUUUAAAGAAACAUAGAACUGAAGUUAAUGACAAAUUAAAGACUUUGGGCGAAGUUCUUUGGAAAGAUUCCAAGAUUAAUACACUGAGAUUUAAAUAUUCUGAAGGAAAUUUUGAGGAAAUUGAACAGCGUUUGAAAGAUUUAUUAAAUUCCAUUACUGUUGAAACUAUUGAUGUUCCAGAUGAUAUCUUUGAAGACGUUGUUGGAACAUUUAACAAUGAAGAUGACCGGAUGUAUUUUUAUUUUGAUAACCGAUAUCAUGAAGCUCAUAUUCUCGGAUUCGAUAAAAGUGACGUGAUUAAAAGGAAAAAGAGACUUUUGGAUAAUCUUAGAACUGAACGUGAGGAUGAUUUAAAUAUUCAUGAAAGACGUAUUCUAUCUGGUCUCGGAUUUUUUGAGGCAGGCAGAAGGACAAUUUGAAGGUCUAAAAGUCACAGUUCAUAGUAACAAAGUUGUUUUUGAAGGCCAGUUUUCCGAAAUAGAUAUU
Molecule: messenger RNA, 1422 nt
Organism: Octopus sinensis (East Asian common octopus)
Lineage: Eukaryota; Metazoa; Mollusca; Cephalopoda; Octopoda; Octopodidae
Exons: 5
Coding region: 372-1355 (327 amino acids)
Molecular function (GO): nucleic acid binding
Source: RefSeq, a predicted model, not a curated record